CUCUCUCUCUCGCGCGCGCGCUUGAUAUAUAACCACGCGCCCGAGGAAGAAGCACCUGUUUAUCCACUACGACCUCUUCUCCCCCGUCCCCCUUCACCACAAGAGAGCCAAGGGAGGAUCCGCUCGACCCCAGCCGCCAUUGAUGGCUCGUGCCACCUCCGCAGCGCUCGCGCUGCUCAUCUUCCUCCUCUGCCGGCACGUCCACGCCGACGCGGGCACCACGCUGUCGCAAGGGCAGUCGCUGGCGGGUAACGAUAAGCUCCUGUCGGCCAACGGCGCCUUCUCGCUCUCCUUCUUCUCGCCGCGCGGCGGCGACGGCUCGCGGAUGUACCUCGGCGUCAUGUUCGCCAAGGCCGCGGAGCCGACCGUGCCGUGGGUGGCCAACCGCGACGCGCCGGUGAGCGCCACGGCCUCGUCCUACUCCGCCACCGUCACGGACUCCGGGGACCUCCGGGUGAUGGAGGGGGAGCGCGUCGUGUGGCAGACCAACACGACCUCGUCGGCGGGGAACUUCACGCUAACGAUCCAGGACACGGGGAACCUCGUGCUCGCCGGCGGGAGCGGCGCGCAGGCGGUGCACCUUUGGCAGAGCUUCGACUACCCGGCGGACACCUUCCUCCCCGGGAUGAACAUCACGCUGGCCCGGCGCGGCGGCGCCGUCGUCAGGCAGACGCUGUUCAGGUCGUGGAGGAGCCCCGACGACCCGGCCCCCGGCAACUUCACGCUCGGGCAGGACCCGCUGGGGUCGUCGCAGCUCUUCAUAUGGCGCCGGAGCGAGGACGGCAAGGACGUGACGCACUGGAGGUCCGGGCAGUGGGCCAAGGGCAGCUUCGUGGGCAUCCCGUAUCGGCCGCUCAACGGGCUGUACGGCUUCCAGCUCUCCGGCGACCCGUCCCAGAGCAACGGCCUGUACUACACCUUCCAGCGCUUCAACUCCUCGCAGUACAGGUUCGUGCUCCAGCCCAACGGCACGGAGACGUGCUACCAGCUGGUGGACGCCACCGGCGCUUGGGAGGUGGUCUGGUCGCAGCCCACGUUGCCAUGCCAGGCCUACAACACGUGCGGCCCAAACGCCGAGUGCUCCGCCGCCGACCACUGCACCUGCCUCAGAGGUUUUGAGCCGAAAUCCGAAGCGGAGUACGGCAGCGGGGUGUGGGCGCAGGGGUGCGUGAGGAGCAGCCAGCUGACGUGCAGCGAGCGGAACGUGAGCAUGAGCGGCGGCGACGCGUUCGCCGUCCUCUCCGGCGUGAAGCUGCCGGACCUGGCCGCGUGGGAGUCGGCGGUCAUCAGCGCGGACGCGUGCAGGCAGUGGUGCCUGGCCAACUGCACGUGCAACGCGUACAGCUACAGCGGCGGCACCGGGUGCUUGACCUGGGCCCACGAGUUGCUGGACAUCUACCAGUUCCCCAGCGGACAGUUCCCCAACGGACAAGGGUAUGACCUGCACAUCAAGGUCCCCGCUUCUGCAUUAGGUUCAGGCUCCAAACGGAGGACAAGGAUUAUCGUUAGCGUACUGUUCGUCCUGGCGGUUGUACUGGCCGCAUGCGGCUUUCUCAUGUGGAAAUGCAGAAGAAGAAUCAGAGAUAAACUCGGCGUCGGUGGCGGGAAAAAGAGGACGGGAGCCGCGCUGAUGCUGCGCCCUGCUACGAUGAAAGCCAAGCAUGACUUCUCAGGGCCGAAGCAGCCCGAUCAGGAGGUGGCGGAGAACGGCGACGGCUGCGAGCUGCCGAUGUUCACCCUGGAGACCCUGGCGGCGGCCACCGGCGGCUUCAGCGAGGCCAACAAGCUCGGGGAAGGAGGGUUCGGCCUCGUGUACAAGGGCAGCCUCCCCGGCGGCGAGGAGGUGGCGGUGAAGCGGCUGUCCAGGAGCUCCGGGCAGGGGUGCCAGGAGUUCAAGAACGAGGUGACACUCAUCUCCGAGCUGCAGCACCGCAACCUGGUGAGGAUCCUGGGCUGCUGCAUCCAUGGCCACGAGAAGAUGCUGGUGUACGAGUACAUGCCCAACAAGAGCCUCGACGCCUUCCUCUUCGAUCCGGCGAGGCGGGGGCUGCUGGACUGGAAGACGAGGCUCCACAUCAUCGAAGGGAUCGCGCGGGGGCUCCUGUACCUCCACCGGGACUCGAGGCUCCGCGUGGUGCACCGGGACCUCAAGGCCAGCAACAUCCUCCUGGACCACGAGAUGAACCCCAAGAUAUCCGACUUCGGCAUGGCCAGGAUCUUCGGCGGCGACAAGAACCAGGAGAACACCAACCGCGUCGUCGGCACACUAGGCUACAUGUCGCCGGAGUACGCAAUGGAGGGCCUGUUCUCGGUGAGGUCCGACGUGUACAGCUUCGGCAUCCUGAUCCUGGAGAUCAUCACCGGCCAGAAGAACAGCAGCUUCCACAACAUGGAGGGCUCGCUCAACAUCGUAGGCUACGCGUGGCAGAUGUGGAACUCGGACAAGGGGGAGCAGCUGAUCGACCCGUUGAUCCGGGCGUCGAGCUCGGCGUCGGCGUCGCGCGAGGCGCUGCGGUGCGUCCACAUGGCGCUGCUGUGCGUGCAGGACCACGCCGGAGACCGGCCGGACAUCCCGUACGUGGUGCUGGCGCUGGGCAGCGACAGCUCCGUGCUGCCGAUGCCGAGGCCGCCCACCUUCACGCUGCAGUGCACGUCCUCGGACAGGGACGGGUUCAGGGGGAAGGCCGGCGACGAGUCCUACUCCGCCUGCGACCUCACCGUCACCAUGCUUCAAGGGAGGUAGUCGUCGAUGCUGGGUAGGGAUGUGUGAAACUUGUGCCGGGCGAUUCUGCUGCUUGUAGAGAUUGUUUCCGUUUGCUCUCUGUACAUGGCGCAAAUUUUGUAACACUGUGUUCUUUGGCAGGCUUUAAACUAGUCUAGUCGAUCGGCAUGGCAACAGCCAACUGUACAUAUCACAGGCUUAGGGAGUCAUCAGUCUGUUAAUCUGUUUGCAUUUUCUUUUGAAUAGAGUCGAGGUAUUCAAU
Messenger RNA from Triticum aestivum (bread wheat), 2984 nucleotides. Its product is annotated as G-type lectin S-receptor-like serine/threonine-protein kinase B120. The coding region runs from base 143 to 2743 and encodes 866 amino acids. Gene Ontology annotation, biological process: recognition of pollen; protein phosphorylation. Gene Ontology annotation, molecular function: ATP binding; protein serine/threonine kinase activity. The record is from RefSeq and is a predicted model, not a curated record. The transcript has 7 exons. Gene Ontology annotation, cellular component: plasma membrane. Lineage: Eukaryota; Viridiplantae; Streptophyta; Magnoliopsida; Poales; Poaceae.